AUGAUCAGACCAAAGCUGCUGGACGCGCCUCGGCUCGUCCGCAUCAUCAAAUACCUGGCCCCGGCGCUGCUGCUAUUCUACUUCCUCUCGGACCUCGAGGAGAACCAGGUCCGCGACCGGUACGCCGAGGUCCUGCGCAGCUUCAAGGACGAGAAGAAGCUCUUCGUCUCGGACCUGCUCGAGAACGAGGUCGACGGCAGGUUCGACGGCACGGAGCUGGCGCGGGUCUGCGCCGGCAGGGAAUGGCAUCCGGAAGACAAGGCCCUCAUCUUGACGUGCUCGCCCAUGCCCGGGGGCGUGGGCGAGGUCAAGAAUGGGCUCUUGCACUGCAUACGGUUUGCGAUUGAGAUAGGAGCGCAGCUCGUCCUCCCCCGGAUCACCCGCCGCUCCCAGGCCGAUAUCUCCAACCUCAACGGCGAGCAGCAGGCCAAGGGCCAGCCCCUCGACUACAUGUUCUCGUCCGAGCACCUGCUCACCUCCCUGCAGUCCCACUGCCCGCAGAUGCGGGUCUACCGGUCCCUGGACGACCUCUACGACAAGCCGAGCCUGCUCAAGCCGCUGCCGGUGGGCAUGGGCAUGCUGACGGACGAUGUGGCCGUUCUCAACGGGACGUACACCUCAAUCAUCGCGGAGCCCCAGAACAUAACCCGCCGUUUCGCCGAAUUCUACGAGCGCGAGCUCCCCCUCGAAAAGCGCCACUACCCCGUGCGCGUCGACCUGCAGCAGACCGUCUUCGCCUGGCCCGCCCACUAUGACGGUGAGGCCUUCCGCCGCGACUUCGGCCGCCUGCUGCGCGUGCGCGACGACGUCAGGCUGCUGGCCGCCUCCGGGCUGUGGGAGCUCGUCCGCCGCUUCAGCCUGCAGCUCGACCCGCGCCGGGGCAUCGCCCACAACCCUGCGCAGGACAAGAACCCGCGCUUCGUGGGCGCCCAUUUGCGCACGGAGAAGGACACGGCGCCCCCGCCCGCCCGCGAGGGUGAACCACCGCCGGCCUAUGAUGGCCGCUUCCCCGGCUACGACGCCCAGGCCACGUACUUCCUCGACUACCUCGCGUCCUCCGAGGUCCCCGGGAGGGUCGUGUACCUUGCGACGGGCCUGCACACCGAGGACGGGGACGUGCGACGCUUCACGGCCAAGGCCGCCGAGCUGGGCGUCACCGUCGUCACCAAGCGGGACGUCCUGGCGCCGGGCGAGGUCGCCGUGCUCAACAACCGCCUGACCUGGGACCAGAGGUCGCUGGUCGACUACGAGAUCAUGCUGCGCGCCGGUUUCGUGCUGGGCAUCGUCGAGAGCAGCUUCGCGUGGAAUCUGGCCCUGCGGAGGGGCAACACGUUCGGCGGCGGGAGCAACGGCGUCGGCGCCGAGUAUGGGGGGUUCAUGGAGGUGCCGAGCACGGAUCCUGGGAAGCCCGGGGUGAUGAUGUGGCAGGACCGGUAUUCGAAGCUGUUUGGCGACUCGGACAGGGCAGUGAGCAUGUACUAUGGAAUUUGGCCUUGA
Molecule: messenger RNA, 1497 nt
Organism: Diaporthe citri
Lineage: Eukaryota; Fungi; Ascomycota; Sordariomycetes; Diaporthales; Diaporthaceae
Exons: 2
Coding region: 1-1497 (498 amino acids)
Source: RefSeq, a predicted model, not a curated record